Lucilia cuprina (Australian sheep blowfly) is the source of this 2039-nucleotide messenger RNA. RefSeq lists its product as uncharacterized. The transcript has 3 exons. Lineage: Eukaryota; Metazoa; Arthropoda; Insecta; Diptera; Calliphoridae. The record is from RefSeq and is a predicted model, not a curated record. The coding region runs from base 53 to 1954 and encodes 633 amino acids.
AACAUAUUCUUUAAAUAAUUUGUAAAAUUUUUCCUUUUUUGUUUACUUUCAGAUGCUAUCGGUACAGACAGCCGGCUGCGCGGGAAUGGAGCGGCUUGGCGUUCCAACCCGCACCUCAUUAAACACACCGCCCGAUGAUAGGGGUCAAUACAUUUGUAGAAUGCGUUUUGAUGCAGCAAGAGAACUUUUAGCAGUACGUAGCGAAACUGUGAUUCGUGGCAGUAGUAGUAGCAGCAGCAGCAGUACUAAUAAUACUAAUAGCAAAAAUAAUAGCAAUAUAAGUAACAAUCAACAAAGACAACAACAACAACAGCAGCAACAACAACCACAACAAAAUCAUCACACAAAUAAAAUACAUUCCCACCAUCAGCAACAACAAUAUCAUCACAACUACAGUUUGAAUAACUAUCAACGUAUGACGACAACACCCAACAACAGUAGUAGUAGUAGCAGCAGCAGCAGCAGCAGUAGUAGUAGUAACAGUGGUAAUCAUAGUAUUAGCAGCAGUGGCUUUAAUAAUAACAACGCCAAUCAUAGCAGUGGUGGCAGCAACAGCAGCAACCAACACCAUAACAACAACAGUUUUGCCUCAAUGACCAAUAAUAGCAGCAAUGUUGGCGGUAGCAACAUUAGCAGCAGCAGCAGUAGUAGCAGCAGUGUAGCUCGUGGUGGUAUUGAGGCCACCACAUUAAAAUAUGGCAAUACUGGUAGUGGGAGUGGUGGUAGUGGUGGCGGCAGCAGCAGUAUAAGCAGUUCUUGCGGCAGUAGUGGUUCUUGUAGUCUGGCCUGUUCAGUGAGUUCGCAUAGUCACGAUCAUCAUCAGCACUAUCAAUAUCUACCACAACAGCAACAGACUUUAUGUUGUCCCCAUCAUGUACCGCUGCCCGAUAGUGAGUGGACACCCUCGGAACGUUACAGUGCUCCGCUUAGAACCAGUUAUCAACAAUCGGAAAUAACACGCUCCUAUAUCAAGCCACCACCCAAUAAAACAAUUAAAGAUGUUCCAGAUCAUUCCUUGACCGCUGGCCUCUAUUUGGCCAGCAAUUAUUCUAGCACUAGCAGUAGUUCUUCAACCUUACACCAGCAGCAACAGCAACAACAACCAAAAUCAAAACCUAAUGUGAUAACAAAAUUCUUUUAUCGUAAAAGUUCCCCAAAAUCUCCAAAUAAUCUAGCGUCGGGUUCUUCAUCAUCAGUCUCAUCACUAUCAUCCUCAUCCGGCUCCUCGUUAUGCUCAUCACUGUCAUCGGCUUCAACCUGCUCAGCAUCUUCUUCGGGCUCCUCCUUAGCUUUAGGCAGUAAUACGUCCUUAUUGUCCAAUUCAACAGCUUCGGCAACAUCACUAACUACAGCACCACUUAAUACAUUACCCAUAUCAACGGCCUCAUCGCUAAAGACUACACUCUGCAAUUAUGGUCCUACCACCAAUCAAUUGCAACAACACUCAACAAACUCAGGGACAUCAAGCAAUAAUAUAUCGGCUGGUCUAGUGCCCAGUACACAGUUAUUAACAACAAUUGGGGUAUCAUCACCCUCAACGGCAAACACAACAUUCCCUCAAACAUCAACAACAUUACAACAACAUAUGGAACGCAUACCAACGCCACCGUUAUCGGUGACAGUACCCAUAGCCGUUACCUCAUAUCACCACCACCAACAGCAGCAGCAGCAACAGCAGCAACAGAAACAUCAUUUACAUCAACAAUUGCUCUUAGACAGUUUAGUGGGCGAUAGUUCAGUUACCGCUUCCAGUACCCUACAGACUAUUAAGAGUAGUUCAUGUAGUCCUACAUUGGCUGCCUCGACAGCCAUCUGUUCUAAAGAUGAACUCGUCCAUAUGGAAUGUCAAUCGGGCAAUAUAACACGUAAUAAUAGUAAUACAAGUAUGAAAAGUCUAUCGUCAUCGACAUCGUGUAAUUGUCAGAAUAGUAAUUGUAAACAAUGCAACACGUAGUAGGGAGAGUAGUUAGAAGAUAUAAUGGUUAUUGUUUAAUGGGAAAUGAAAAAAAAAAUAAAAUGUUUAUAAACAUUGGAGAGUU